AUGGCAGACAACAACAACAACAACAACAACAAGAACAAGAAACCCGAAACUGAGAAGGAGAAGGAGAAUAUGAGCGAAGCGACCCGCGAGGAUCUACGGCGCAUGAACAUCGGCCUCACAGACCAAACCACCAUCGAGACCCUCUCCCGUGCCGGUAUGAUGGCCAAGAAUAAGAGAGACCAAUCACACUUCCAUCGUGAUAAGACCGUCGCCCCCGUCAAGGCUGCUGGGAAGAAGGAGGGUGAGGCUGAGGAGGACAAGUAUAAGAAUACAGGCGGUGGUGACAAGGAGCAGAACAAGAAGCAGACUUGA
Messenger RNA from Fusarium subglutinans, 312 nucleotides. RefSeq lists its product as uncharacterized. The transcript has a single exon. The record is from RefSeq and is a predicted model, not a curated record. Bases 1 to 312 code for a protein of 103 amino acids. Lineage: Eukaryota; Fungi; Ascomycota; Sordariomycetes; Hypocreales; Nectriaceae.